Messenger RNA from Morone saxatilis (striped sea-bass), 3061 nucleotides. RefSeq names its product tumor necrosis factor receptor superfamily, member 9a (gene tnfrsf9a). Gene Ontology annotation, molecular function: cytokine binding; signaling receptor activity. Gene Ontology annotation, cellular component: external side of plasma membrane. The record is from RefSeq and is a predicted model, not a curated record. Gene Ontology annotation, biological process: regulation of cell population proliferation. Bases 228 to 1070 code for a protein of 280 amino acids. The transcript has 7 exons. Lineage: Eukaryota; Metazoa; Chordata; Actinopteri; Moronidae.
GUUCAUAGCACAGAGACUUCUGCAUAUUACAUAAUUCAUUUUUAACCCUGAAACAUCACUACUGAGUGAAUUUAGGUUAAGAAGGAUAUUAAGGGUGUUUCUGUAUUUUAGACUACAGCUACAGAUUUAGAGAAACCAAAAAAUAUUAAGUGCCUUUUUACAACAGAUUAGGUACCUGGUAUAAUUUCUUGGAUUGGAUUACCUCAUGCUAGAGAGCUGACAACAGUAUGGCUGUGAUCCUGUGGGCUAUGGGUCUCUUUCUGCUCAUGCAGAGCAGUUUGUGCAGUGUUGGACAGACUGACAGAGGCUGCAUGAAAUGGACACCUAAAGGAGAAAACGUUUGUUGUGAAAUCUGUCAUCCUGGAAACCGCCUGGUCAAAGAGUGUGGUCGAAGCCCAAAAGAUCUCUGUAUUCCUUGUGAGCCCAAUACAUAUACAGUGAAACCUAAAGAUUUCAGGUGUGCAAGGUGUACACAGUGUAUAGGACCUCAAUUCCAAGUGAAACAAUGCACAGCCACAACUGACACAAAGUGUGGCUGUAUAGAAGGACUCAUCUGUGGUGAUGACCGCUGUUCCUUUUGUAUUAAGAAGUGCGACAGAGGUCAGGAACCUACAAAGGAACGUUCUUGCAGACCAUGUCCAGAUGGUACCUUCAACGACCAAGGUCACCAGAUGUGUAAACCCUGGAGUACCAAGUGUCCCAAACCAUAUCAAGAAAUUGUGGCCGAGGGAACUGCAAUUACUGACAUUAAGUGUGCUAAUGUUUCAGUUAGUCCAGUACAUCGUCCCAAGCAACCUGAUCACACUGAACAGGAAUGGCCAUUGUUCUUAUCUGGGAUCACCAGCAUGUUUCUGCUAGCCAUCAUCAUCGUCAUUGUGGGCAUGAAAAUCUACCAGAAAAGAAAGAAGACAAAAAAGACAAUCACAAAAACACAGAUAAUCAGAACCCCUACAGAUAACCCUGAGACAUUAAUAGCAAUUGAGUGCAGUUUCCACGAGGCCCAGCAAGAGCAGGGGAGCAGCACAGAGUCACUUGACUCCAAAGACUCCUCAGAGCAGCUCAUUGGAUGAAUGGAAGGGAACUGGACCAGACUACCACACUGAAAUACCUGUUAUGGUUUUGUUGAAUUCUGCGAAAAGGAAAAGGAUAUCCUGAACAAGAUAGGGGCCUUCUUUGUAAUACUGAGCCACAAGUUUUGAGGACAUGUUUGUUUUCAAAAUGAAAAGUUUCUUUCACUAAAUGAAAGAAACAGAACACCAAGCUGUCUUUUGUCCACUCUUUUUCUUUAGGAAGCUACUCUAAAAAUAUUGAUAUGUCAGGGUUUUGCUCUACAAUUACACCAGGAUACAGUUCUAGUGAUCUCUUGAUGAUGCAGGGGAAUUCUGAGAGGGGAAAAAACAAAGUGGACUUACAACAGGCUAUUCAUCAUGCAAAUUAUAGCAGACAGUGAGGCUGUGUUUUUUCCCUUUCAGUUAAGCUUUGAAAAUAGAUUGGUCUUAAAAUAACUAUAGCGACUAGAUAAGGUUUACAAUUUCUGGAUUCAGUUAAUGGUAAGACAACAUAUUGUCACAUUGACACAUUAAGACUCAUAGCCUUUAGAAAAUGCUGGAAAAAAACUUUUUUUGUUUUCCUUUUAACUUCUUUUAAACUGCUCUCAAAAAAGUUGGACUUGGGGUAUUGGACUGUGUAAAAAUAGUAAUGUAGUGUUUGAAUGAGUGUGAAUGAGUUUCACUACUGUAAUAUUAGCAUGACUGAGCGGUAAAGAGUUUGCUGUGUGUGAAUGUACAGUGCAGGUGGGUGUUCAGCUUUGUGUAAAAGCCCGUCAAUAGGUUUUAGUCACAUCUAAUGAGCCCACAUAUAGCUCCCUAAAUAGAUGUUUUGUUUUAUUCAGGUUCCACUGUCUAGCCUAUUUACCUCCUGUUUACUGUUGAAUUUGUACAUGUAUAGCCCUGGUUAUGUUGAAGCAGCUUAACUAGAACAAUGUUGACUCAUUCACAAUUGAAUGUGUUGAAUAUGAUAUAUCAGGGGCUGGUUUAUGUCAUAGUGUUUGUUUUAGUUUAUUAUUUAAAUGUGUCCACGGUAGGUGGACUACUUUGUGUUAUAAAUUGUGAAAGUAAUAGUACACAGAACAAUACAUCUACUAUUGUAAACAAAGCCUUUAGGUUGAGGACAGCUUUGUAUGUACCUUCCUCCUCUCUACAUUACCAGGAAUGAUAUGGACUUUCCUACCAUUGCUUCAUUGGUGUCAAAAAGUCCAGUGAAGGGAGUUUCCCUUUUUGUCAAUACCAGAUAUUGAGUUUAAGUUCAAGGGAGUCUACAGUAAAGUACAGUCUGCACACCUACUGUACUGUGGUCUUUUUGAGAGGCAGAUAUUUUGGUUUAGCAAGCAGAAACAUGCCUAUUGAGCAAGAGUUGGAUGAGCAGCACAGUGGAUAUGCCUUAUUUAAACUCUGAGAUAACAUUUCAGAUAACAGGAUUAGUCAUAUGUUGCGAAAACAUUUUUGAGAUUUUUAUUAAGUGUAGGCCUACCAUGUGGGAAUUCCUUGGGACAAAUAGGACACACUUAUGUGGACAUCAAAAUGCAGCUCAAGGGUCAUGUGGAAACCCCCGAGUCAGUCCUGUACUCCUUAUUGCCUAAUUGUCUAGCAUAAUGGAGUGGGCAGCAAGACAGACUCAGUGGAACGCUUCUCAAAGACGUGUGUAUUCUGAACUGUAGCAGGCGUAUCUGAAAUGGAACAUUUGAGAAAUAUGCUGUGUGGGCAAGGUUAGCCCACACCUAUAGUAAUACAUCAGUGAGUGAGUCACAACUUGAGUGAAGUCUGUUGAAAGACCACAAAGUUCACAGGGGUGCUUUUAGAAGAGAUACCAAAUUACAGUAUAAGUUGUACAGGAACACUUUCAAAAGAACUGUAGCACUUCACCUGUCAACUGUUACUUGAUUAAUUGCACUUAUUUAUGUGAAUUUAUCUUUCUGCCUUUGAUGUUUUUAUGACUUGUCUGUCUUUUUUUUUAUACCUUUGUACCUCUUUAAAACACCCAAUAAAAAUGGAUAUUUUCUUUA